This is a messenger RNA of Phytophthora sojae, 231 nucleotides long. RefSeq lists its product as hypothetical. The transcript is spliced from 2 exons. NCBI's taxonomy places the organism in Eukaryota, Oomycota, Peronosporomycetes, Peronosporales, Peronosporaceae. The record is from RefSeq and is a predicted model, not a curated record. The coding region runs from base 1 to 231 and encodes 76 amino acids.
AUGGUGUACAUGCCUGACGACUUGUUCGAAGACAUGUCGGUUCUCACACUUAUAUUCACUUCGAAGCAUUCCUUCCAAUGGUCUUUUGAUGGUCUCUCGAGCCUCAAGUCGCUGACUCUGGCCGGUUUCCUGCUUCUCGAAGAGCUCCACCUUGCAUCACUCGAGAACCUUCAGUCGUUCACCGUGUCUGAUCGUGGCGCAUGGGUUCCUGGGAGACUGCGAUCUGAGUGA